Stegodyphus dumicola is the source of this 1292-nucleotide messenger RNA. Its product is annotated as eukaryotic translation initiation factor 4E type 3-like. Gene Ontology annotation, biological process: translational initiation. The record is from RefSeq and is a predicted model, not a curated record. Gene Ontology annotation, molecular function: RNA 7-methylguanosine cap binding; translation initiation factor activity. Gene Ontology annotation, cellular component: eukaryotic translation initiation factor 4F complex. Lineage: Eukaryota; Metazoa; Arthropoda; Arachnida; Araneae; Eresidae.
GCGCGCCACCUGUGUUCCCACAGACGGUAAAGUGUAGUCUAUUCUAGCUACCGGGGAAAGGUAUUUUGACAUUACGUUAUCCUGUAAAUAAAGAAUGGAACUUGAUGCAAAUUUCGAAGUAGCUGAAUCGACUAUGAAGAAUAAAAACUGUGAUAACUUGCCUGUACCUCUGAAUACCUGUUGGACAUUUUGGAUUGAUAAGACUGAAAGAGGAGCUUCUGCAGCUGAAUAUGAAGCUAGCCUUCAAAAAGUCUAUACUGUCGAUACAGUUCAGACCUUUUGGAGUGUAUAUAACAACAUUCCUGAUGUUCAAGAACUUCAGAAAAAGUACAGUUAUCAUCUUAUGCGAGGGGAGCGAAGGCCAUUGUGGGAAGAUGAAGCUAAUCGGAAAGGAGGUUCAUGGCAUUUUAAAGUCAAUAAGUUUGAUUCACCUUGUGUCUGGAAGGAACUUUUGUUAGCUGCCAUUGGAGAGCAAUUUGCUGACUGUGUUAAUGAAGGUGAUGAUGUCUGUGGUGUAAGUGUAACUGUCCGAGAGAAGGAUGACAUAAUACAGGUGUGGAAUAGUGAUGCUAAUUUAGGAACAGAAGGAAUUAAACAUAAAGUUAAUGAGCUUUUACCUGGGGUAAAAUUCACUACAGAAUUUUAUAGAGCUCAUUAUACGCAUCGUUCUUAUGAAAGUGAGAAGAAUCUUAAGCAUUAGCUUUUGUAAAUAUCCAAACAGAAAUGUUAUUUUUUUACAGAGAAGCAUUGUUAACUGCAAGGAUUUAUUACUCCCCUUUACGUACAAAUAAAAACUAUUUUCAUGCAUGAAAUCUUUAUGUUCUUGUGCAGCCUAUUAAAUGUUAAAUUAAACUCUUGUAAAAUAAAUCAUAAACUUGUACAUUUUUACAUUAAUUUCUUCCAAAAUUAUGUAGGGCAUUGUGCAAUCUUUCUGUGCCUAAUAAUAUAUAUUGUAUGUUUUCAAGUUUAUGAAUAUUAUGGAAAUGUUUUUAGUUGAAAACUAAUUCAAAAAUAUGUUUUAUGAAUUUGCAAUGAGCCGAGGAAUAAGUUUUAAGAAUGUCAGAUAUGUACAUUUGUUAAGCUGUAUUUUUUAUAUUAAAUGUUAUUUUAAGACUCAACUUGAUUUUGAUCAUUACUUUUCAGACAUACACAAUGGUUAGCCUUCCAUUAUUUGUACUAUGGAUUCUGCAAUUUUAUUUGCAAAGUAUCUGGAGUUUUAUGAGAGCUUACAUUUCAUUUCUUGUAAUAAUAUGAUUUGUUCAGUGUUUUAAUAAAAUGCAUAUCAGUUUUUA